Trichoderma harzianum CBS 226.95 is the source of this 2451-nucleotide messenger RNA. RefSeq lists its product as hypothetical. The record is from RefSeq and is a predicted model, not a curated record. Gene Ontology annotation, biological process: protein deubiquitination. Lineage: Eukaryota; Fungi; Ascomycota; Sordariomycetes; Hypocreales; Hypocreaceae. Bases 1 to 2451 code for a protein of 816 amino acids. The transcript has 3 exons. Gene Ontology annotation, molecular function: cysteine-type endopeptidase activity; cysteine-type deubiquitinase activity. Gene Ontology annotation, cellular component: nucleus; cytosol.
AUGGCUAGAACAGAACAGAACAAAGAUGAAUUGGAGGCCCUUUGUCUGGCUUUGUCUGACUGGCUGUAUCUCUUACUUACUGUUUUGGCACUGGACACUGCAGGCUCGGGAAAGCUAGCCGGCAACCGACUGGAGACUGGAGUGGAAAUCUCGUUCGUCCUGACCCGAGGCGGCUCGAAAUGCGCCGGCGUGUGUGACAAACCAACCAAAAGUGCCUUUUUGCUUUGCCAAAAUCACAGCCUUGCCUGCGAUGCCACCGCCCGCGACAACCCGUCACUGCGUGAACUGAAGCCGAGCCCAGCCCGCAUCUCCAUCUGCCCUGUGCGUGCGCGGCCAAGCAGGGAGCCUGAUUUUGCUUUGAUUUUUGUUCAUUGUUCCAUUUUUCUCCAAUCAUUCUAUUCUAUUUCUUCGCUGUCGCAUAUAUUAUCCGCUUCUUCUCCGCACCGCCCCAAACCCGAGGCUUCCGCUUCCGCUUCGCUCACAACCCCCCCGAGCCCGAGAUCCUCGCCCGACAUACUCGCGUACGAAGCUUCAGUUCAGGUCAGCUCAGCCAUGCCCGAUAAGACGGCGUCGGUUGUCUCGUACGCCGCCGGGGCGUCUCUCGCCGCUGCCGCCCUCAUCUACGUCUUCGGCCCGACCUUUACCAUCGACCACGACACCACCAGCUCGCGCAAGAAAACCAUCGUCGGCCUGCGCAACCAGGCCAACGACUGCUUCAUCAACUCGGUCCUGCAGGCCCUGGCUGGGCUGCCCGAGCUGCGCGUCUACCUGAUCCGCGAGACGCAUCGCCGCCGCAUCGAGGACCCGGCCGUAUACGCAAACCUGGUGCAGCCCCUGGACGGCAACGGGAAGCAGCUUGCGCAGUGGAAGCUGCAGGGCCUUCAGGAUGGGCUGGUGACACACGGGCUGAAGGAGAUGCUGGACGCGCUUAACGAGCGGCCCAUUUCGAAAAAGGCCAUUUCGCCCUUUCCCUUUGUCAAGGUCUUGGAGGUUGCGUUCAAGCAGCGCAUCAGCAGGCAGCAGCAGGAUGCGCAAGAGUUUCUGCAGAUUGUGGCAGAGAGGCUGAAGGACGAGUAUCACGCCGGCCAACGCGCUCGCCUGCAUGCUCGGAAGCUGGGCAUUGCGGCGGCAGUGACCGAAUUGAGUACGAAUAGCACCAAGGACAAGGACAAGGAUGGCAACGACACUGACAAGUCGGAUGACGCUGUCGAAAUCAACAUCACCGACGGAUUGGGAUUGGAAGCAUCUACUGUAGCGGGAUCCGAGAGCGAGAUUGCAGUCAACAUCGAUCUGGCCGAUGUGCAGAGAGCCGUUCGCGAGAUCCAGAACAAGCCUCCCUUAGAACUCGAGGAGGGCUUUCCGCUGGAGGGCAAAUACGAGUCGCAUAUCCAGUGCCAGACUUGCGGCUACACCACCAAGCCGAGGGAGGAGACUUUCUGCAGUCUGACGCUCGCAGUCCCGCAGGUCUCAUCGACAACACUCAACGCAUGCUUUGACGGUAUUUUUAAGACGGAAUAUAUCGACGACUUCAAGUGCGAAAUGUGUCGCCUAGUGCAGACCCGGACCAACCUCGAGCACGAGAUGGCCAAGUCGACGUCCGAGAGCUUCAGGGCCGUGGCCCAAGAGAACAUUGAAAAGCUGAAGAUGGCCAUUGCUCUCGACCCGGAACAGCCUCCCGAGGACGUCGAACUCGGCGACAUUCGAUAUGCGCCCAAGAGGAGAAUCGCCAAGACGACGCGCAUGUCUACGUUUCCCAAAAUCCUGGCUAUUCAUCUGUCCCGAUCCAUCUACGGCAUCGGCCAGGUCACGCAGAAGAACUCGGCCAAGGUCUCCUUUCCCGAGCAGCUGCCGCUGGGAAGCGUCAUCGAACAGCGCAAAUACAAGCUCCUGGGCGUCGUGACACAUCGAGGAGGCCAUAACAGCGGCCACUACGAAGCAUUUAGGCGCCAGAAUGCGCCGUCUCCCUACGCAAACAUCAAUACCUUUCAGCCCUCUGAAAUCUAUAGCAAGACACCGACGCCCAUUUCAACACCGCAGAUUUCUGCCCUCCGAUCUGACAGCCCCUCAAUAUCGACUCCGGAUCUGCUCUCGCCGUCCUCGGACACGACUCCGUCUACGCCGUCGCUAGAAUCUGCUGCAGGACCCCCUCGAAGCGUCCCCGUCGACCUAACGAACGGCAGAGAUGGCGAGACCAGCAGCCUUCGAUCUGUUGCUGCAUCUACCAAGUCAGCGCUGUCCAAGCUCGCGCCUCCCAGAGCAAGCCUCAACGGAUCCUCAUCACCCAGCCCCCUGGGCGUCGGCAAGCCUCAUCCGCGACCCAAGAAGAAACGGCCCGCGGAUAAGUGGUGGAGAGUGAGCGACGAAAAGGUACGCGAGGCCAAGACAAGCGAGGUCUUGGGCAUGCAGAAGGAGGUCUACCUGCUAUUUUACGAGCUGGAGGCGGAAGAAUGA